Molecule: messenger RNA, 1680 nt
Organism: Cladophialophora psammophila CBS 110553
Lineage: Eukaryota; Fungi; Ascomycota; Eurotiomycetes; Chaetothyriales; Herpotrichiellaceae
Exons: 2
Coding region: 1-1680 (559 amino acids)
Molecular function (GO): monooxygenase activity; heme binding; oxidoreductase activity, acting on paired donors, with incorporation or reduction of molecular oxygen
Source: RefSeq, a predicted model, not a curated record
AUGAUGUCCGUCGCACCGGUCCUCUUCAUUCUCGUGGCACUUUUGUAUUAUAAGAUCGCCUCAGUCGUCGUCCGGAGACAACGGAAUGAAGGCAAAGCGGCGCUGCUUGGAUGUGCACCCCCUCCUAGCGCCCCUCGAAAGGGCUUUCUUGGAAUUGGCACCCUCAUGGAGAGCAUCCGAGCAACUCAGGAGGAAAGAGGGCCGAUCUGGAUGCAUGAAAGUCUCAACUCGAUUGGCAAAACAGUUCACACGGUCAGAGCGGCAAUCUUCGACUACGAAUUAAUCAUCACAAGGGAUACGCAAAACGUCAAGGCCAUGUUUAACACGCAGUCGCAGGACUUUGACAUUGGGCUGCAUCGUGAAAAAUGCUUCAAAUCUCUGUUGGGUCCCGGAGUGAUGACCAAUCGACAAGAGAAAUGGAGGCAUUCGAGGCGCCUUGUUCAAUCGCAAUUCGCCAGGGAUAAUCUCGCGGACCUCGACCUCUUCCAGAGACACCUGAACGCUCUCUUGCGACGGAUACCAGUAUCCGAGGAUUGCUGGACCGCCAAGGUUGACUUGUCUCCCUUAUUCUUCAACUUUACCUUGGACACGUCGACAGAAUUCUUGUUUGGCCAAUCAGUGCAUACAUUGAGCCCUGAAGAGCGCCCGGGUACGCUAUCAUGGGAUCACGACGCCCCUGACCUUACAAGAUUCGGAUACCAUCUGGACGAGGCCAAACGCAUCAUCGAUCGGAGAGGAGCUCUAGCCAAAUACGGCUGGCUUCUCUGGGACCAUGCUUUCCCAGAUCACUGCAAAGCUGUGCAAGGCUGCGUUGAUUAUUUUAUCAAAAAGAGACUUGAUCACAGCUGGGAUGAGCACAAAGGGGAUGAAAAAUCCAAGGGACGGGCGAAAUUCAUCCUCCUUGAUGAACUUGUCAGCAAGACAAAAAACCCUUACGAGUUGAGAUGCGAGCUGCUGAACGUCCUCCACGCCGCCAGAGAUACGACGGCAUCACUGUUGGGCUGGUCAUUCUACUUCCUGGCGCGAUAUCCCGACGUAUUUGCGAGACUCCGUAAAGAAGUGCUGGAUACCUUGUCGGCCGAACCGAGCGUCCAGAUCACCUUUUCUCAGCUUUGGUCCUGCAGGUACAUGCAGUGUUUUCUGAAUGAGAUUAUUCGCACGGUUGGCAUCGUCCCAAUGAACGAGCGCGUGGCCGUCCGAGACACCACGCUCCCCUGCGGUGGUGGGCCUGAUGGACGAAGCCCCGUGUUCGUGCCGAAAGGAACUCAGGUGCUUAUUCCGACGUACUCAAUGCAGCACCGUGAAGACAUUUGGGGGGUUGCCGUCGACGAGUUCAAGCCGGAAAGAUGGCAGGAUCGCAAAUUCGGCUGGGACUUCAUUCCUUUCGGUGGAGGGGCCCGCCAAUGCCUCGGACAGCAAUUUGCCCGGACCGAAGCGAUGUUCACCAUUUCGAGAAUGCUACAGAUAUUUGACAAGAUCGAAAAUAUGGAAGCGCCAGGCCCGAUCAAAAUGCAUCAGACGAUUGAAAACAGGAGUGGAACAGGGACACAGGUUCGUCUACACUUGGCUUCUUCCUCCUUCAAGAGUCUUUGCCAAGGGGGGAAAACCGGGACUGAGCUUAGCUUGGGUGAGCCAUAUGACCUUGGGUUGGGUGCUGAAAGAGGAGAGACAAUGUUGUGA